GGAUUUCUUCCUAUAAAGCAGCCACACCCGUUCUCACCCCCACACCCAUCUCUCCUCUCCUCUGCUCCCUAUUUUCCAUUCCUCACUCUACACAGUCUUUCAGCUCUGUGCACUUCAUAUCAAAUCCGGAUGACGAACCACAAUGUGAAGGCUCCUGAUCUCCAGUCUCAAAUUAACGCCGUUAUUGCGCUGUUGAUGUCCAUUUCCAAUUCACCUUUGUUGCCCGGAGCGGGUAUCCCGGAAUCCAUGGCUCUGCUUCGUCAGUUUCUGGGGACAUCCCAGAAAAAGCUCAUCAAAAGGCUCCAGGACAGAGAUGGCAAAGGAGGAGCCAAAGUUACCUCCUGGGUUGAUUCAAUGAGAGCUUCCUCUCCUCCCCGAGUCAAAUCAACCGUCCACGCCUGUGAAGACUCAGACAUAAGUUCUGGGAUUCUCCAUCAUCCUUCAGCGCUCAACGUGUUUGAGCAGAUAAUAUCUAAAUCAAGAGGGAAAAAGAUCAUCACCUUUCUUGACUACGAUGGAACUCUCUCCCCAAUUGUUGCAGACCCCGAGAAAGCAUUCAUGACCGAAAAGAUGAGAGAAACGGUGAAGGACAUAGCCAGACAUUUUCCCACGGCCAUCGUGACUGGGAGGUGCAUAGACAAGGUAUAUAACUUUGUAAGACUGGCAGAACUGUAUUACGCAGGCAGCCAUGGCAUGGACAUCAAGGGGCCAACGAAAACACGAAACUCUGAGAAAGGUAAACGAGCAGUCCUCUUCCAGCCUGCGAGUCACUUCUUGCCCAUGAUGGACGAGGUGUAUAAACUGCUAGUAGGAAAAACAAAGUCUGUUCCCGGGGCCAUCGUAGAGAAUAACAAGUUUUGCUUGUCCGUGCACUACCGUUGUGUUGACGAGAAGAGUUGGGGUGCAUUGGCAGAGCAAGUUAGAUCAGUGCUCAACGAUUAUCCAAAACUUAGACUCACCCAAGGAAGAAAAGUUUUAGAGAUCCGUCCAAACAUCAAAUGGGACAAGGGCAAAGCUCUCGAGUUUUUGCUGCGAUCACUAGGUUAUGCAAAUUCUAAAGACGUAUUUCCGAUUUACAUCGGUGAUGACCGAACUGAUGAGGAUGCUUUUAAGGUUUUGCGCAACAGAGGUCAAGGGAUUGGGAUUCUAGUUUCAAAAGUUCCAAGAGAAACAGAGGCUUCCUACACUUUGCAAGACCCAUCAGAAGUCGAGCAUUUUCUAAGGCGUUUGGUGGAGUGGAAGAGAAGGAGGGUCAAUCCAGCAAGUGUAGAGGCCUUUAGAUUGUAGAUAGGUUAAUGAAAGAACUCAGACCACCCCCAGAAAUUUGGUGAAGGGUGGAUUGAAUCUUUAAAUUGAAUCAUUUUCAUGCUUCAGUAGCGGCAAAUAGUAUCAGUUUGACUUUUUGAGGAAGUUCAAAUAGAUUCUAUCUUCUCUGUGGAUGCCGAUGGCGUCUUAUUCCAUCACAGUCCACACGUUUGCAUGCGCACGUGUAUGGUGAACUACAGAGAGAUGUUUUAUACUACUUGCUCAUUUCAAAAUGCCAAUCGAGUGUUUCAACUUUCGACAUUAAUCCACCCUCUGAAUUGUACU
Prosopis cineraria is the source of this 1590-nucleotide messenger RNA. Its product is annotated as probable trehalose-phosphate phosphatase C. The record is from RefSeq and is a predicted model, not a curated record. The transcript has 9 exons. The coding region runs from base 130 to 1287 and encodes 385 amino acids. NCBI's taxonomy places the organism in Eukaryota, Viridiplantae, Streptophyta, Magnoliopsida, Fabales, Fabaceae. Gene Ontology annotation, biological process: trehalose biosynthetic process. Gene Ontology annotation, molecular function: trehalose-phosphatase activity.